AUGACCAACAACCAAGACAUGAUCGAGAAACCGCGCGCCGGGGUCGAUACCACCGUCGCCGAUCCAGAAAAGAUCCAGGAAAGGUCGAGCUUCGAAGACGAUGCCUCCAAGACGCCGCAAGUGGGCGUCGUAGGCGAUGCGCACCCCGGCGACGAUGACAACCUCUUUGGCGGCGGCAAGACCUACCGCACCCUGGGCAUGUGGGACACGACGCUCGUCCUGGCCACCAACCAGGUCGGCCUCGGUAUCCUCACGCUGCCCGCCAUUCUCAAGACGCUGGGUCUCGUGCCCGGCCUCGUCGCCAUUGUCGGGCUCGGCGUCGUGUCCUGGUACACGGCCUACGAGCUGCUGCAAUUCUACCGCGCGCACCCCCACGUUGUCAACAUGGUCGACAUGGCACGCAUUGUCGGCGGCCGCCCUCUCGAGCUCAUCUUUGGCGUCGGUCUGCUGUUCAAGGUCAUGAUGACGUGCGGCUCCGCCACCGUUACCCUCUCGAUUGCCUUCAACACGCUGUCCAACCACUCGACCUGCACCGUCGCUUUUGCCGCCGCUGGUGCCUUUUGUUGCUGGGUCCUGUGUCUGCCGCGCACAUUCAAGUUUGUCGCUCAGGCGGGUUUGCCCGCAACAAUCAGCAUCAUCGUGGCCGUCUUCAUCGUCAUCAUCAGCCUUGGCGUAGCGGGCCACCCCCGUGGCGAGGUGCAAGGCUGGGCCAAGGAAGUGGUCAUCAUCGGUCACCCCAGCUUCCGUGAAGGCGUUACCGCAUGCCUCAAGGUGUGCUAUGCGUAUGCUGGCAAUGUUGGGUUCGUCUCGUACAUGGCCGAGAUGAAGAAUCCUUCCCGCGACUUUCCCAAGGCCCUCACGAUUCUGCAAGUCUUCUCCGUGCUCCUAUACGUCCUCACCGCGGUGACCAUUUAUGCUCUCUCCGGUCAGACAGUGCGUUCGCCCGCCCUCGGCUCCGCCCCCGAUAUCCCUGCCAAGGUCGCCUAUGCCAUUGCACUGCCUGCGAUUCUAUCCACGGGUAUGGUCUUUGGUCAUACUGCCGUCAAGUACAUAUACGUCGUUGUCCUGCGCGCCACCAAGACGACGCACCGAGCCACAGAAAACUCGCUACGCUCGUGGGGGCUCUGGGUUGGCAGCGCCAGUCUGUUUUGGGUUCUUGCCUUUGUCCUGGCCAGCGCCAUUCCCAUCUUUGACUCGAUCGUGUCCAUUUCCUCGGCGACCUUUGUGGCAUGGUUCACAUUCGGCGUCAGCGGCGUUUUCUGGUAUCAUCGUAACUGGCAGGAAAAGUUUGCCCGCAAGAAUAUUCCCCUAGCCAUUGUCAACGCCCUGCUUAUCCUCCAGUCGCUGUUUAUGAAUGGCGUCGGCAUGUGGGCGUCUGUCGAGGGUCUGCUAGACGUUUACAACACGCCCGGCAAACUUGAGGGCUCUUUUACCUGUGCUGAUAACUCGAUUUUCUGA
This is a messenger RNA of Cordyceps militaris CM01, 1458 nucleotides long. Its product is annotated as amino acid transporter. Lineage: Eukaryota; Fungi; Ascomycota; Sordariomycetes; Hypocreales; Cordycipitaceae. Gene Ontology annotation, cellular component: vacuolar membrane. The transcript has a single exon. Gene Ontology annotation, molecular function: amino acid transmembrane transporter activity. Gene Ontology annotation, biological process: amino acid transmembrane transport. The record is from RefSeq and is a predicted model, not a curated record. Bases 1 to 1458 code for a protein of 485 amino acids.